Molecule: messenger RNA, 10897 nt
Organism: Lagopus muta (rock ptarmigan)
Lineage: Eukaryota; Metazoa; Chordata; Aves; Galliformes; Phasianidae
Gene: PCNX2
Product: pecanex 2
Exons: 35
Coding region: 18-6455 (2145 amino acids)
Cellular component (GO): membrane
Source: RefSeq, a predicted model, not a curated record
GGCGGCGGGGGGCGGCCAUGGUGUCGCCGGCGGCGCGGCUGGUGGGGCAGGGUGUGUGGGCGGCGCUGACCGGCGGUUGGUACCACGACCCGGAGCAGGGCGCCUUCACCAACAGCUGCCAUCUCUAUCUGUGGCUCUUCCUACUGACGCUGCCCCUCGCCAUGCACCUGGCUUGUCCAGCAAAUUCAGUUACAGCUUUUGCAUACUGCAGCUUAGUGACAGUGUUCUUCACAGCAAUUAAGGUGAUCAGUUACCGUCUGCACCUUAUGUUUGAUAAAGGCGAAGCAAUUCAACAACAGGUCCCAAGAAAAAAUGGAAGGCAGUGUAAAGAUGCAGAGGUCCCAAAAGAAAACACAGUUCUUCAGCCCUCAAAUCAUAGCAAUAACGUUGGGGAUAAUGGUGUAAUUGGUGAGACCAACCAAAAUGGCUCUACCCCUACAAUACACGACAGUUUGAGGCUAGAAGCUCUUCACUCACAGAGCUCAUCUGGGGCAACGGACCUGCCAACACGGGAAACUAUUGAAGAUCUCAAAGGGAUUACAGUAUUAGAAGACCAGUCUGUACCACCAAUUUCAUCUACCUCACCUGGUAUCAAAGGAGACAUAUUACCAGUUUCCUCAGCCUCUGCUUCAGGUUCUACAACAUCAGCAAUAGUGUCAAAACCAGCUGCUGUGGAAACACUUCCUGGAACUGGAAUAAAUCAAAGCGGAGAGAAUGAGCAACAUGGAUCACAAGUUGUUCUCAUGGACAAAGAUGCAGCUAAAAAUUUCUCUAAUAUUUCUUCAUCACAAGGUGACAUUAUAAGGACUGGAGUUUCUUUGGAACCAUGGGACAGUGAAAAUUCGGUUAUUUCAGACCAUUUAAGUAAUCCGAGAAACCAGAAAAGAGAGAAAUUACCAGAUGGCUCACUGCAGGCAAGCUUUACCAGUAACUGCCCACAGUGCAGUGCUUUUGCAACCAAAGAUCCUGAGCUUGUGGAAAGUUCUUGCAGUGCUGAUAGUACCAAUGAAGACCUUGACUGCUCAGAUAGUGAGACUGCUGUUGCAAUUGUUGACAACUCUCUUCCUGGAGACCAACUGUGUGAGCCCAUUAAAAUUGUCAUCACAAUGAGCAGCACACCAAACAGCACCCUCAGUGAUCUAGCAGGCUCUGUCCAUCUGAGGGCUCUGGGUACUGAGAGAACAAGCUCAGCUCUUGAGUCCGGUAUAGUCACAGCAGAUUGGCAAAGUCAGCAGACUAAUGAACAGCUCAGAAUUCCUGUUAUAACUUUUGAUUUGUCUGAUGACAGCAAAGGUAACGACUACCCAGAAAUUAGUGAAAGAACUCCAGAAAUGUUGAGGACUGAUCUGUCAUCCAACCAUUGCUCUGGCUAUGAAUCUGGUGAUGGAGUAAAAGAACACAGCAAUCCAGUAAAUGCUCCUUCAGAAAUGAACACUUGUUCAGAUCCAAAUCAGAAGAAGGCUUCUGAAAGUGUCCAAAACAUGGGUUUGAAUCCAAAGGAAGAAUUACAGAGCCUAGAUCCUCAAUCCUGUAGAACUGCUCAUGAAAAGAGGCACAUGCGGGUGCUGAGUGUAGACAGUGGUACAGAUGUGCUUUUAAGUAAGAAUUCAGUGGAGGCAUCUGACAAAGAGAAGACUUUACCUACUUCUAAAUCUGAUCUAGAAGCUAAAGAAGGACAGGUACCCAAUGAGUCAAAUUUUCUAGAGUUUGUCUCCCUUCUGGAAUCCAUUAAUACCUCAAAGAUGAAGGCAUCUAAUCAAUCUACUGUCAAAAUGGAGGUUACAAAAGAAAAUGUCCCUGCUGGAGAUAGCCAGACAACAGAGAGAAAAGAAGAAGUGAUGGGAACAGAAAAGCACCGUGAGCAACUUCCUAAGCAGGAAAGAUCAGAUGUACAAAGCCAAGAUCGUGCUAGUACUAGUCCAGUACUACCAGAGUCUGCCAAAUUUACAGCACUUUACCAGGGCAACAGGCAAAGGCAGAUAAUCUACCGAGUAACUUCUCAGCAAGACAGUUCUGUCUUGCAAGUAAUAAGUGGACCUGAGGCGUCUGUACAAGAUGAGCUAUCCGUGGAUGCAAUGCAUGUGUUCAUAGAUGAAAAUGGGGAAAUUAGGUCCUGUUAUUUAAAGGCUGGCUGUCAGAAGGAAGGAAAUUUUCGACAUCAACUAUCAAACUGUGAUUGCAUUUCAAAUGCUCAUGAAAUACAGUUCAGUUCUUCUAGUACCACCACUUCAGAGAGCCAAGAACCAUCUUCUGGGGAUCAGGCAGCAAGUGCUCUGCAGCAGCAGCUCCUUCUAAUGGUGGCACGAAGGACCCUCUCAGAAACCCCACGGGCAACCAGGCUUCUGGAUGUCUACUGUGGAAUGUCAAAGCCACAUCUCUCAAUGCAGCUGAUAAAAGAAAAAAGCCCUCAGAGUUCUUUUAAGAUGCAACCCAGUCAGGAACCUGAAGAUUCUUCAUGUUCUUCAGCACAACGGAAAUUGAACAGGCAGUUUUACCAAUUUAUCAUAUUCCCUGGUAAAUGGAUUAAAGUCUGGUACGAUCGGCUGACCUUGUUGGCACUGCUGGACCGGACAGAGGAUAUAAAGGAGAACGUACUUUCUAUUCUCCUAGUAGUUCUCGUUUCACUGCUUGGAUUCCUGACUCUAAACCAAGGCUUUUGCAAAGACAUUUGGGUUCUGUUGUUCUGUCUCGUUAUGGCCAGUUGCCAGUAUUCUCUCCUAAAGAGUGUCCAGCCUGAUCCUGCUUCACCAGUACAUGGGCACAAUAAAAUCAUAACCUACAGCAGACCUGUUUAUUUUUGCCUAUUAUGUGGCCUUAUUUUGCUGCUAGAUGCUGGAUCUAAAGACACAAAUCCUUCAGUUUAUACAAUGUAUGGCUUGAAGCUUUUUUCUCCUAGAUUUCUCCAGUCAGCCAGAGACCAUAUAAUAGUGUUUUUAUAUUGCUUUCCUGCAAUUUCCCUUCUUGGUCUUUUCCCUCAAAUCAACACCUUCUGUAUAUAUCUUUUGGAACAAAUAGACAUCUUGCUUUUUGGUGGUUCUGCUGCCUCUGGAUUAGUGUCUGCACUCUACAGCAUUUCCCGAAGCUUCGUGGUUCUGACUGUCCUGUAUGCAUUUUGCUUCAGUGCAGUGAAGGAACCCUGGGAUGCACAGCACAUUCCAGCAUUGUUUUCUGCUUUCUGUGGUCUGCUAGUUGCACUUUCUUAUCACCUCAGCAGACAAAGCAGUGACCCAUCUGUACUGAUGUCCCUAAUUCAAUGCAAAUAUGUCCCUCACUUUCUGCGUCAACAAUUUGAAGAUUCAUCAGCAGAUCCACUCCCAGAAAAAAUGAGAGAAUCAGUGAAAGAAGUUUUGAAAUCGGAUCUCAUUGUCUGCACAGCAGCAGCUGUUCUGUCAUUUGCUGUGAGUGCCAGCACUGUGUUUCUAUCAUUAAGGCCAUUUCUCAGCAUUGUCCUGUUUGCUUUAGCAUGGACUGUGGGAUUUGUAACACAUUACAUACUUCCUCAGCUUCGCAAGCAUCACCCCUGGCUGUGGAUCUCCCACCCCAUACUUAAAAGCAAAGAACACCAGCAACGGGAAGUGAGAGAUGCUGCUCAUUUAAUGUGGUUUGAAAGGCUGUAUGUGUGGCUUCAGUGCUUUGAGAAAUAUGUCUUAUAUCCAGCUAUAAUAUUGAAUGCCCUCACCAUUGAUGCUUUCUCCAUUAGUAAAUACAAGAAGCUUGGUACACACUGUGAUAUUAUCUUGAUAACAGUUGCUGGGAUGAAACUCCUCCGUUCUUCAUUCUGCAAUCCUAUUAAUCAGUUUGUUACUUUGAGCUUUACUGUAAUCUUUUUCCAAUUUGACUACAGAGACAUUUCAGAAAAUUUCCUGCUAGAUUUCUUCAUGAUGUCCAUCGUGUUUCACAAGCUGUGGGACCUGCUGCAAAAGUUGCAGUUCAUCAUGACAUACAUCGCUCCCUGGCAGAUUGCCUGGGGGUCAUCGUUCCAUGUGUUUGCUCAGCUCUUUGCAAUACCUCACUCUGCCAUGCUUUUUUUCCAAACUCUGGCCACUUCAGUCUUUUCUACUCCACUGAGUCCAUUCCUUGGUAGUGUCAUCUUUAUUGCAUCAUACGCAAGACCGAUCAAGUUCUGGGAGAAAAAUUACAACACCAAAAGGUCGGACCAUUCCAACACAAGACUGGCUAUUCAGAUCGAAAAAGAUGCAGGAAAUGAUGACAAUAAUCUCAACUCAAUUUUUUAUGAGCAUUUGACAAGAUCGCUGCAGGAGUCGCUUUGUGGAGAUUUGAUUCUGGGCCGCUGGGGAAACUACAACACAGGAGACUGUUUUAUUCUAGCAUCAGAUUAUCUAAAUGCAUUUGUGCACUUGAUUGAAAUUGGGAAUGGCCUGGUCACCUUUCAGCUCAGAGGGCUGGAAUUUCGAGGGACAUAUUGCCAGCAGAGAGAAGUGGAGGCUAUAACAGAAGGAGAUGAAGACGAUGAAGGCUGCUGCUGCUGUAAGCCAGGACACUUGCCUCACUUGUUAUCAUGUAAUGCAGCCUUUAACCUCCGAUGGCUGACAUGGGAAAUAACACGAACCCAGUACAUCCUUGAAGGAUAUAGCAUCAUUGAUAACAAUGCUGCAACGAUGCUGCAAGUGUUCGAUCUGCGGAGAAUUCUUAUCAGAUACUACAUAAAGAGUAUAAUAUACUUUACAGCAAGCUCUCCCAAAAUUCUUGAGUGGAUAAAAGAUGAAUCCAUCCAAAAGACGCUGCAGCCUUAUGCAAAGUGGCAUUAUAUUGAACGUGACCUUGCAAUGUUUAACAUUAACAUAGAUGAAGACUAUGUUCCUUGUCUACAAGGAAUAACAAGAGCUAGUUUUUGCAGUGUUUAUCUGGACUGGAUUCAGUACUGUGCCAGGAAAAGGGCAGAGCACUUGGACAGCGAUGAGGAUUCUCCACUAGUAACGCUUUCCUUUGCUUUGUGUAUACUGGGCCGAAGAGCUUUGGGAACUGCAUCUCAUAACAUGGCCAUCAGCUUAGACUCCUUUCUGUAUGGCCUCCACGCACUGUUCAAAGGGGACUUUCGGAUAGCAGCGAAGGAUGAGUGGGUCUUUGCAGACAUGGAUCUGUUGCAUAAGGUCGUCGCCCCAGCGAUCCGCAUGUCUCUGAAGCUCCAUCAGGACCAGUUCACCUGCCCGGAUGAGUAUGAGGACCCAGCAGUUCUGUAUGAAGCAAUACAAUCUUUUGAAGAAAAGGUUGUUAUCUGCCAUGAAGGUGACCCAGCCUGGCGCAGUGCUGUCCUCUCCAAUAGAGAAGAGCUGCUGACCCUGAGGCAUGUGGUAGAUGAAGGAGCGGAUGAAUAUAAAGUUAUCAUGCUUCACAAAAGCUACUUGAGCUUCAAGGUUAUCAAGGUCAACAAGGAGUGUGUCAGAGGACUGUGGGCUGGGCAGCAGCAGGAACUAAUCUUCUUGCGCAAUCGUAACCCAGAGAGAGGGAGCAUCCAGAACAACAAACAGGUCUUGAGGAACUUAAUUAAUUCUUCAUGUGAUCAGCCACUGGGAUAUCCAAUGUAUGUUUCCCCUUUAACCACCUCAUACCUUGGGACACACAGCCAACUGAGGAACAUAUGGGGGGGACCAGUCAGUUUGGACAACAUUAAAAAGUGGUUCAGAUCCAAAUGGUUAAGGAUGCGUAAGGACUGUCAUGCAGCUCACCAUGACAGAGGCAACGUUGAAGAAGCAGAUACUGGAGGAGCAUCUGGCAGCACAGGUAACUCAAGCCAGAGUAGCAGCUCACAGCACACCAGAGAUGGAACCCCUCAGUUGCAGCCUUCAUCGCAAGAGGCCCACCAGCGUGCAGGCAGGAGGAAACACAGGAGUCAGUCUGUCCAGGCACACGCUGCUUUAAACCAAAGGCCCCCUGUUUCAAGUCACUCUGGACCAAUCGCAGAAAGCCGCCAGCCUUUCAUGCAGACAUCUACAUCUGCCCACGAGAUCGCCCAGCGGCUCUCAAGCAGCCAGCUGUCACUCCACAACUCGGCCACGUCUGUGUUUUCUCAGUCCCCUGCUGUUCCCACUGCUGGCCAGCUGACUGUGCAGGACCGAGCUGCUGCGAUGCUCAGGUCCAGUCUGGCCUCGUCCACCAGCUCCACUCUCAGCCUGCUGUUCGGCAAGAGAAGUUUUUCAAGUGCUUUGGUGAUUUCUGGGCUCUCAGCUGCAGAUGGAGGUAACACCAGUGACACCCAGUCGUCCAGCAGCAUGAACAUCGCCAUGGGUCCGUCUGCUAGAGCAGCAAGUCAGGGAACUCGGCAGCUCACUGAGACCUGCGAUGCGACUGAUGCGACAGAAUCGAAACCGCGUCGAGAGCAAGGGCUGUCCCAUGCCAUACUCAUGAGUCAGACCCUGGAGUGCCGAAGGGCCAGCCAGGAAGACAUGGCCCUGGAAGACACAGCCUCCCAGCAAAGCCUGUCUGAGGAGCAGUAAGGAUUAUUGGUAGCGCGAGGGCCACACGUUUCUCAGAAUUCAAGACAGAGUUAAGUCAGGGAGCUGCAGGUGGGUUUAUGUUCUUUCAGAUUUAACACGUAACCUCCAAACGUUUAUUUUUCUAACUUUUAAGUAGGAAUAUGACAGGGCACGAGUUCUUCAGUUAAAGGCUUUUGGCAUGGGUAGGGUUGGAAGAUGUUCUAAAAAUCAUGGUGCCACUUCAUCUCAGGUUCUUGUAAAUCCUACAGCAAUGAACACAGCCUGUGUGACAUUCCUUCCCAUGCAGAGGCACUGACCCACUAGUGGUGACAAAAUAAAGUGUAACAGGUGGUGAAUGAAUGAAUACAAUAGGAGAUACUAACACAACUUAGUGAAAAGCACACGAGACACCUUUCCUGCCAUAGCUAGACAGCUGAUUGCAUGCAAACUAAUUGGCAUUUGAUAUAUAAUGUAUAACAAAAGACAGCUUUGAAGAGAAGCAGUGAACAUGUACAAGGACAGUACAACGUGUGCUGGAACAUUAGACAUAAAUCUGAUUUUUCUUCCCCAACAGCAAAUCUCUUUAUUUUCCUCCAACACGUUAUGCAGGUGGUAAUUAUGAAUAGCAACAUAGCAUCACGCAGACUGAUAUACUGCAUGCAGCUAUACUGAAACUUUGUGUGAACGAACCUUGCUAAACACAUUAAUAAAAGUCAAGCGCAAGAAAGAAAGUAGCCAGUGCAUGGAAAGCCUUCACAAAGCAUAUGGUGCACCUUAUUUGCAAAGAAAGCAGCUCUCUAUUAACAGCUGCUCUUAGGUAUAAUCUCAUGCUCCUGUUUGGUUUAUGACAGUGUUUCUCAAACUGCAGGCAACCAGCCCUCCUGGGAGAUGCAAAAGGGCCCGGGAGAGUUCUCCCUGAGGACAGCAAAGUGCAAAGCAGGCUGUAAUUACUGUCUGUGUUUGUAUUGGGCAGGGAGCAGCUCGAUGCCUUUAAUUGCUGGACACAGCUCAGUGUCCGUAAACACGUGUAGCCAGUAAUUACACAGAGCUCCAAUUUCCCUCCCCCAGAGAAACUGAGCUGCUGCCAGUUUAACAGUUGCAUAAAGACAGAUGAAGCAAAAAGAGAGACUGUGCUUUCACAAAGUUUGAGAAAUACUGAUUUACAGGAAUGCAUGACUGUUUUGGAAGCCAGAAGGCUACAACAAAUCCUUAAUGUAACAUAGGGCAUAAACACAUGCGUGUUUUGGUUUUUUUUUUUUAAUUAAAAAAUUUGCAGCUAUCUGUGUUUUGCUGUCCCUCUUACUGUAACUACCACGGGCUGUUUCUAAUUCCCCUCAUGAUAAUGUGCAGCCAGGCUGUCCCAGUUAACAAGGAAGCUUUAACGAGAGAUGCCCCACCUAAGAGUUAUUGGCAUUAGAUGAUACACUGUUGCAUUCUAGCUUCCUAGCGUGCCACACUUGAGAUGACAAGCAGUAGAACCAAAUAACAGCAAGUGAAAAUAAAACCAUCCAAAUAUGCUUUGCGUGGUAGCAGUUUUCCAGUUUCCUCUUUUAUUUUGAAUUCUUUUCACUUUCUACUUGUUAUGCAAUGGAGAAAUCUAUUGUUUUUCUUUCAUGUAGAUCUUGACAAAUUCAUUCCUUAUAAUGCUCAGCAUAAUCUAAGCAACAUUCUGCUUGCGUUUACAGGCGCAAAAGCAGAUUGAUACCAUGUAUUCCCUGAGACACACAGCCAUCAGUGUAGCUCAGGCCGUGCUGCUGCCUCCUGCAGCCUCCACAUGUGAUGUGGAAGAACAACCUGAGUACAGCUGCUCCUUUCUGACCACUUCUGGCACAUACGACCUCUCCCACCACCCUGCUGGCAGCGUGCUUGGCACUCAUUACACAGGACAAAGAAGUUAUGGGUGUAGGUGGGGGACUCUCAGUUUCAGGCACCAGCCCUAUUUCUCCUUUAGGGGCUUUGCAGUCUCCUGGGAUAAGCCACCAACACUGUCUUUCUGGGCUGUUAUGCGCAGAAGUGGGGCAAAUAGCUGCAGAAAGCACUAAGCUUUCCCAGGUUAGCCUCACCCAGGCUUAUGAUUGUCAAAUCUUAAACUAAAACUUGAAUUAACUUCUAUCAAAAACAACUUUGUUGGUCUCAACCAACCAAAAUUAUUCUGUGCAUCUACUUCAAGCAAACUAAACCACAUGAGAAACAGCUGCCCUUCUUCUGGCUGCAUUCACUUGACACCAAUGGUGACACGUUCCACCAUCACCGCUUCUUCAAGAGACUCACCCAUAUCCAUGGCCUCUCUGCACCCUAAGAAAAACAACCACCUCGGAGUUCCUGUCUGAGGUAAAUCCACCAGGGCCUGGAGGACACGAGGUGCAAUGAGGCUCAGGCUCCUGCUGUGCAGGGCAGCUGCCAGAACAGGCAACUCCUAACUUCCACGUGCAGGCACAGCACACAAGCAAGACUGGGAUUCAAACAGAAGUGAGUUCUUUUAGUAUCCUAAUACAGGUUUUCUUUUUGCUAAAGGUGUUACUGUAGCACAGCGGGUUGAAAAGCAGAAGAGGGGCCAUUACUAAUAGUAUCAAUUAAAAAAUAACAACAACAAACAAUAACCAAAGAUGGCAGCAGAAACUCUCCUCAAUGUUGCAUUUCUACAUGAUUUUGGAGAUAGCAGGGCUGAUGUUACUAAAACUGCUGCUAUGUGCAGUGUUUUUAGAUGUGGUCCAAUCCCACAGAAUUAUCACACGCGAUGGUUAGAAAUAAAACCUGCAACCGGGUACAAGGUUGUACUGACUCUAAAAAACAUGAGGUAGAGACAAACCCAGUUAAUUAUUCUACAUCAGUAUGUGAUGGAAGAUACAUUUAACACAUCUUUUCCUUGGAAGAAAUCUGUCCACCAGAGCAGUCAGUACAUACAGUUCUUUCAUAGAGAUGGCAGCAGGGAUGACGAGAUGGAGCCCCCACCUGCUGCUCAGCUUGUCCCCAGACAAUAGCACUGCUGCUGAAGAGAAACAUGGCAUGGUUUAAUCCAUGCUGCCUUGACGAGCCCCUCAACAUGAGAGAGCAGGGAGGAACACAUCCAGCAAGUACAGCAAGCUCCAAGCAGGAGGUUGACAACUGUAUGGUGCAACAAGCACAGGUACAGCACUUCAGCCCUUAUGUGUGUGUGUUAUAAAGUGUGGGACAUUCACCACCUGCCCUCAUUUUGCUUUCCUAAACUCUCUUUUCACUGGUGAGCUCUUGUUCACAUCACACAGUGAAAGCUGAGUGAUAAAAUCCUAAGGGUGAAACAUGCCCAGAGCAGGCCAGAAGAUGUUAGUAGCACUUUACCAAAGCCAACUGGAAGCUGCAGAACUGCUCACAGCCACCAGGAAUGCCAGCAAGCCCUCAGUGUGGCCUUCAGACCAGCUGGUUCCUACCACAGGAAGCAAGAAGCAAACAGUGAUGGGCACUAUUCCCAAAAGUAAGUUCAUUCCAAAAUACAAAUGCCAUAAGUCCUGCACGUCCCUCUAUUUUGAAGUGUUUAAAAAGGUUUUAUAUAUGUAUACAUACAUACAUGUACAGGUAAGGAACUCGAGCUGCCACUAAAAAGUCUCACCUUGUUUCUGCACACAGAAAAUUUUGACAUUCAUGGCAUUUAAGACAAACAUUAUCGAAAGCACUUACCUACCACUGGGAUUCUUUAUCCCUUGCUAAGACAGACAGGUACUCUUAGUCUAAAACUCUGAAGUUCUUGGAGUCUCUGCAAUGCUACCUGCAUUUUUAAAGAGCUAUUAGUAGCAUUUGGUUCCAACUCAAGUGACUGCACUUCUCUUGCUGGGGAAUUUAAGUUAAAGAUUAGCUGAAUUCUAUGCAACUCGUAGAAGAUUAGGAUUAUCAGUGAAAUCCUCCAGCACGUAAUAAGCAUCAUCUCAUCAAUGCUUUUUUAUUUCAAACUACCCAAUUAUUGCCAUUUUUAGAUUGCUCCCUGGACUGGGAGCUGGUAUUUACAGCAUUUCACUACUGCUUGUACAACCUGAAAUCUGCAAGACAGACAUCUUACUUAUAAUUAACUUCGCAGUUGGUCCAUUGUUGAAGAUUCACCUCUCAUUCAGCCUUCUCAGAGUAUUACAAGUCAGAAAUGGUCUAAUGCAUGCUAAAUAAUACAGGCCCUGUUAUUCCACACUGUGUGCUAUUUAUGUUGGAUUACAAGCCUCCUUGCCAAAAAUGUCCUCAAUUCUCAGGCUUUGAGAAAAUAAUUGGUACCUCACAGUCCCCUCUUUUUUGCACCAAUUAAAACCUGCAGGUGCACUAAUGUUGUCAUCUGGAAUCUUGCUGUUACAUCAGAGGUUAUUUUCACCAAAUGUGUGCUAUUAGUAAAAUUAGCCCAUCAGGGGAAUGGUGAAUGCUGUUUGUUGUUACAGUUCUGUCAAGGCUUUCCAAAUAUUUUACUAGUGUAAGACCAGAGAAUACAUUUUUUAUCUCUGAAGUAAACA